GUGGGAAGCAAGUGUUUUAACCACUGCACUAUCGGGCGCCCCCGGUCAUGCUCAGGUAACUCUCGUUGACUAUAUCGAUACCCCCCUCCCUCCCACACACCGGAAGAGAAAAGUUGAAGCCUGGAGUUCGUAUCAUAUAGCGAGUCGCUCGAUAUCAGUGGGCAAAUCAAAUACAGCUCAACAACAAGCACCUUCGACUGAGCAGCUCACCAUGACUGAAAAAUCUUCAUCGCAGUCUCGAGGGGGGACUGGUAACAGAUUGGAUACACUGUGUUGCUGCGAGUAUGAGAAUGAGCAUGGGGAAAGAAGUCACAUUCUUGCCUGCUGCUGUGACUGUCAGGCUCUGGAUGAAGCUUGUGACAGAUGUGUGACGUGUCGUGUAGUGCCCUCAUCUACUGUCGAUCAGAUAAUGAACACACUUGCAGAUCGAUGUCGUGUUCCAUCUUUAACUGGCAAGGGAGCUGUUAAAGUCAGAAUGGAUAUCGUCACACCUGUUGUGAUGGUGCCAUGCUGUCUUCUUUUUGCUUCUUGGGCCUGCUGCUACUGUAUUAGCUUUUCUCUUGAUGCCUGCAUUUAUCAUAAUAUUUUACCAGUCUGGCGUCGACAAGGGAAUCGCAGAACAUCUUUCUUCUUUGCUUGGGGGUUGACAUCUGUGAUAUUCUGUUACCUGAUUUUUCAGACUUUGGUUGUGGCUUUUCGAGAAAUCUUGCUGUGGGAAAUUCUUCUGCAGUUCUCUUCAACCAUGUUAAUGUUGUACAUGCUUACAAAGCUAAAGGCAACCCUGGUCAUCUUAGAUCAGGGGACAGAACUCAGCAUCACAUUGUCAAAACGAACGAUUGUGGCAGGGCGGCGUGCAAGUCUCCCCAAUGGCACAACACUUUAUGACCAUUCAAGUGGUCAGCCACGAGACGAAGGGAAUCAAAUUUAUGACAAAGAUUCUGUUGAAAUAUCAAUACCGACUGACCAAUCAUUGUUGGAUGCCUCAAGUGUUAAGUGGGUUGACUCACGACCUAUUAGAGAUGGGAAAUUAAUUACAUGGUGCAGUUCUUGCUCCUUCAAGCGACCACCAAGAGCUGGUCAUUGCAACAUCUGUGAUGCCUGUAUUGCUGUCAGGGAUCAUCACUGUGUAUGGAUUGAUCAUUGUGUGGGGGCCAAUAACCAUCGCUCAUUCCUGGCAGCAAUGGUUCUGUUUGUUUGUGUGCUUUAUGGCUCUCAUCUCACCUUGACUUCUAUCUGCACACCAAUCAUGCUUUAUGACUGGUUCCUUUUUCCAAGUGAUUGCCGUUUCCUCUACCAGAAUUUUUUUACCUCGAUGAGUUUUGUGUGUGCUGUUUACACACUGAUUGCCACAGCUAUCAUGUCAAUAGCACUGGUGUAUCAGUUUAUUCUGAUUAGCCAGAAUGUCACAUCACAAGAGCUUCACACAGCCAUGUCUCGAGGCCUCGUUCACUGCUGCUGUUUUGCCUCAUCUAAUGUCAAUAACCAAGGUUUCUUCCGCAACUGGCUUGAAUUCCUUUUGCUUCCUGCUCGUCCAGCAUCCCCAAAAUUCCAUCAUAGCAAAGUUCAUCAUACACUAGGGUUGUGGCUAAGCUCCAUUUUAAAAAAAAACAAAAAACAGAAUGCCUUUAGCUGUGAUGUAGAAUGUUCCACAUUCUAGUGUUUUUUAUUGAGUGAUUUAAGUUUUAAAGCAUAUUUUUAAAAUCUCAAUCCAAUUCACUGUUCAGAAAGGCAGAAGUGUUAUGCUUACAGAACUGAAACAUACGUGAAAGAUAUAAACAUGUUUCAGCAUACUGCUUUUCAAAGUGAUUUAAUAAUGCCCAUGUAAAUAGUUUUCAAUCAUAUUUGAAUCAGUGGAAUGUGUAUUUGUAUAUUUCCAGUUUUCCCACUCAUUGUACUUGUCAACAUGUGUCAUAUUAUGAUUCUUUCUACUUUAAUAUUCUUUGCCACUGUUUGUAUUUAAAAGGGUUUUUUAGUUUCUCCAGUAUUUUUUUUUUUUACUGCAUUCUUUUGCCCAUGUGGUAUUUAUAAAUUUAAUGUCUUUCUGCAGUUAGUUUUCCAUCCACAUUGUGAUUAUCAUUAUUUAAAUAGUCGGCGGUGAUCUUUCUGUUUUAGCAAUAGAAAGUUUUUCUAGUAGACUUGGGAAUGUAGGUUUUUCCUUGAGAAGAAAUGACAAAUAACCAACUUUAUCAAUCCCAGUGGGCUAUCAUAACUUUUCAAAUAUGCUUAGAUACAAAACUGAUACAACUGCUGAACUGAGAUCAUCUUAGUUACAUAAGUCAUGAAUAUUGAUUUAUUUUCAUUACCUUUAUGCUGAGGCAAGUUUUUUUUUUUUUUAGAAACAGGUUUAAAUUAUCAGCGCUGAUUUUCUAGAAGUACCAAAAAGCAGACAUUGUAGCUAAACUCAGGGAAAUUAUAAAUGGUUCAUAGUAGCUGUGAUCAAAAUGUUAAAGUGCAAUUUUUUUCAUCCUUCAGCAGUAUCAGAAAUAAGAACAUCAGUUCUUGUUCAUUCCCUAAACAGAUUUUUGUAACUAACAGGUAAUAGCAGCAUACUUUAUUAACAUUCCAACAGCUUUGAUGAUUCUAUUCAAGUUUGCUGUUAAAACAUUCUUGUAUCUGCAUUGCUGUUUGGAAAAGGAAAAUCUUCUUGUGCUCUUAUUAGUGUACUAUCAUGUAGUUGACAUUGCUUACCUGCACAAGCAUUUUUCUUUUUUUUUUUUUUUUUUUAAAACAAAAAUCAUGUGUCCAAAAUAAGCUUCUUGCAUUAAGAAAGCCUUUCCUUGUGAUUUUAUUUUGAAGGGCAAAAUUCAUGGAGUGUAAAACAAGUCUGAUAACUACUUUUACAAAUUAAAAGAAAGAUCAAAUUGACAAAAAAAUCUGUAGGAUUAAUAUCACCACUAUAACAACAUUCUGUAAAGUAAAUAUUUUCUUAGACUUCUGUUCCAGUUUAGUGGGUGUGCAUGAGGUGAAGAUUGAAUUUUUGCUGCAUGGUGGAAAUGUUAGAUAACUGAUCCUUGAUGUGUUGAUAAUGAUGAAAGAUAAAUGCGAGGGAAAAAAAAAUUAAGACAUUCUAUUUUUGCAUAUGUAACAUAUUCUAGUACAUCUUGAGCCAGUACCACUGUAGUACAGGCAAACAAUUACACAUUUUUAAUUUCCCUUUUUUUUUAUCCUUAUCUUUUUGGAAGACUUUUUUUUUGUGAAAUCGAUGCAGGUUGUGUGAAUCUGUUGCACCAUAUUUCAGACAGAAAAACCAAAAUCUGCAAGUUGUUUUCUACAAGAUUUGCCAUUUCUUCGUCAUGGUAGAAUUCCAAACUGUUCCUAUUAUCAUGCACUUUCAAAGGUCAGUUACUGUUGCAUUUGCAUUUAUACGCAUAUUCUCACAAAAUGAACAAGCCUAAAGAAUUCAACUUGCAGAAUCCUUAUUUCCAGUGUGUGUGCAUGCUAGCGGGGUUCAAGAGAGUAGCAGAAAGCCUUUGUCAGUCUUGCAUAAGAUGUUUUGGAUUUGAAUUUUAAUAGCUUUUGCAUAUUGUAUGCGCUUCUGCUCUCAGUGCCAGGGCCUUGUUUGAUAAAUUCAUACUAUGAUUGUGCACAUAUUGUGAUUUCUGUAAUAGUCACAGGACUCUGAUAGGCUAAGAGAACUCAGUCCUGUGCAAUAGAAUCUCUAAAGAUGUUGAUUUCUCCCUCACCCGAGCCCUGCUUCCACAUCUAGUCUUCUUUUUUACAGGGACUUUUUUUCAAGCAUCAGCCUUGUCAACCAUUCUUCAUUGUCUGUCCAUGAAAAUGAAGCUUUGCAGAACAGCCAGCCCUAGUCUCAGCUCUCUUUUCCUUCUAGUCCAGCAGUCUGUGCAGUUUGUCAGGUUAACCCCACUCAGGGAAACCAGGCUGGUUGUUCUCCACACAAAAACAGGGAGACCUCAUGAUAAAUAUAUUUUUUUAACUCCUUAACUUUUACAAACAGGUUGGCAUGUGAAAACUACUCUGUUUAUGUUCCGGAUACAUGGUUUAGAUUUGGGUGUAGUUUGUCCCAAUUUAUCGUGCUGCUUGAUGAAUUCAUAUCUGAGGGUGUAUAAGUAGCCAGUGGGUCUGAAGUUUCUGUAUUUCUUUAGUAUUUUGACAUUUUAGUACUCUAGAGCCAAACAAAAUGUCUUAUUCAGGCUUUAAGUGGGUGCCACAAAAUGUGAAAUAAUGUUUGCAGGAAAUGUGAAUGUUUGUGAAUUAAUAACUCUCUUAUUAUGUGUUCAGUCUGGAUUUUUCAACAUUCCAGCUUAUGUGUACUUGAACACUUGCAUAGAAGACAUAUUUAGUGGUGGUUAGGUAUAUGUGUGCAACUAAGUUGUAUUUGCAAACUGUUGUACUUCCCCAUGAGAUGAUUGUAAAAUCUGAAAGGACUGUUACUCCAUUAAAGAUGUACAUCCAAUAAAUGGACACAAUUGUGAACAUUGAGCAAAAUCUUACCAAUUAUUGCCUUUGUGAAGCUUAGUUUUAAGAAAAUGUACAAUAAGGCCAGGAUCAGUGUUUUUUUAAUUUGUAAUCAGUUUAUUACAGGACAUGUUGCAGCUGUACAGAUUUACUUGAUAUGGUCUUUAUACAUCCAUGGUUGUUUUUCACAUUUCUAAUGUUGGUACAGACAAGAUGUAUAAUGUAAACUGUUUCUCUAUAUAAUCAUACAUGUAUAUAUUUCUAUGUGACAUACAUAUGAAAGCUUUGUGUUUUUAUGAAUAUUAAGACUUGUUUAGUUUCACAAAUUUUCUAAAUUAUGUUGGCAAGUAUACUGUGGUCUUGGUUAAAGAGCAAAAAUCGACUUCUGUGUGUGUAUGAUGUGUGGAGGUUAAAGUGACACAACUAUGCCUGUAUUUUUAUUUUCAUAUCUCAGCGAGUUAGAGUACUAACAGCCACAUGCAUAAUUACCUAAUUCUCAUUAUCAGGUACAAGCUUACAUCAUUUUUGUAAUGAAGCUGAUGAGUACAUCUCUGUCAUAAUGAA
Molecule: messenger RNA, 4980 nt
Organism: Pomacea canaliculata
Lineage: Eukaryota; Metazoa; Mollusca; Gastropoda; Architaenioglossa; Ampullariidae
Product: palmitoyltransferase ZDHHC23-like
Biological process (GO): peptidyl-L-cysteine S-palmitoylation; protein targeting to membrane
Cellular component (GO): endoplasmic reticulum; Golgi apparatus
Molecular function (GO): protein-cysteine S-palmitoyltransferase activity
Source: RefSeq, a predicted model, not a curated record